Molecule: messenger RNA, 3860 nt
Organism: Terrapene triunguis (Three-toed box turtle)
Lineage: Eukaryota; Metazoa; Chordata; Testudines; Emydidae
Product: acyl-CoA dehydrogenase family member 11-like
Exons: 14
Coding region: 133-2082 (649 amino acids)
Molecular function (GO): oxidoreductase activity, acting on the CH-CH group of donors
Source: RefSeq, a predicted model, not a curated record
AGGGAGGGGAAACAAGAAGAGUUCCUUCCUGAGCUACUGAAGGGAUCCUGCGAUUAAAUGCAGACACAGUCGUGGACUGAGUAUUGAACCCAGGGCAGUUCUGAACACCAGCAAUUGGACUAACCCACUCUCAUGUUUUGCAGGGUCAGGCUUGUCAGUCGCUUACCUACGUGGAGCCCUGGCACCAAUCACAAGCUGUGGAAGCUGGGCUGCUUCCUGCCUCAGUGCCCAAAGUUGAGCUGUAGAGGAACCAAGAUGUCUGCAGAUCAGAGUCAGAAAGCUGAGACCUGGGACAAAUGCACCUUGCAAGAGCUGAAGGUGCCCUUUGCCAGGACUGAAAUUGGGACCUUUUUCCAAGAGCAACCCAGGAUUGGAAACCAGUACCUAGAAGAUGCUUUUCUUCAGCGUUACUUGAAAACACACCUGCCAUUCCAGGUGCUGGAGAAGGUGAGUCUGGAUCUGGAGAGGUUUGGGGCCCGUGUGGCGGCCGAGAUUGACUCUCUGGGGCGUGAGUGCGAGUUGAAUCCUCCUGCACUGCAGCACUAUGAUGCUUGGGGGCAGCGUGUGGACCACAUUGUCACUUGCCCAGCCUGGAAGAGGAUGAAGGAGAUUGCAGCGGAGGAGGGGCUGAUCGCUGAGGCCUACGAGAGGAAAUACUCCAUCUGGAGCCGUGUGCAACAGGUUGCCAAGCUAUACCUAUAUGCACCUUCUGCUGGCCUCUUCACCUGCCCGCUGGCCAUGACUGAUGGAGCAGCUAAAGUCAUUGAGUCUCUGGGUAUUUCCGGGCCCCUAGCGAAAGCUUUUGGCCACCUGACAUCACGCGACCCCAAGAAGUUCUGGACCUCUGGCCAGUGGAUGACGGAACGCAAAGGAGGCUCUGAUGUCGCUAGUGGCACAGAGUCAGUGGCCAGAGAGCAGCCAGAUGGCACAUAUAGCCUCUACGGAUUUAAAUGGUUUACAUCAGCCACUGAUUCAGACAUGACGCUGACCCUGGCAAGGAUCAUGGAUGCUCAGGGACGUGUAGAACAGGGCUCCAGAGGCCUGUCCCUGUUCUUCUUGGAGGUGCGAGAUAAGGAGGGGAAGCUGAAUGGCAUUGAGGUGCAAAGGCUAAAGGAGAAGCUGGGGACAAGGCAGGUGCCGACAGCUGAGCUGCUGCUGGAUGGAUCCAAGGCACAUCGGAUCUCUGCAGAGGGUCGGGGUGUGGCCUCCAUUGCCAACAUGUUGACCAUAACUAGGAUCCACAAUGUCAUCUCUGCAGUGGCUGGCAUGAGGAGGGUGAUUAACCUGGCCAGAGAGUAUGCCAGCAAGCGGGUCGUCUUUGGGAAGCUCAUCAAGGACCAUCCCUUGCACAUGCAAACCAUGGCCCGGCUGGAGGUGGAAACUCGAGGGGCCUUUCUCAUGCUCAUGGAGAUAGCCAGGCUGCUGGGAUUAGAGGAGACCAAGAUGGCCAGUGAGCAGGACCUGCAUCUUCUCAGGCUGCUGACGCCAGUCGCUAAGCUCUACACUGGGAAACAGGCGAUUGCUGUCAUUUCUGAGGGACUGGAGUGUUUUGGAGGGCAGGGCUACAUGGAAGACACAGGCUUGCCAGUCGCACUGCGAGAUGCCCAGGUGCUGACCAUCUGGGAGGGAACAACAAAUAUCCUCUCACUUGACGUGCUGCGCUCUCUCACCAAAAGCCAAGGCCAGGUUCUAGAUGCAUUCUGCUCUGGAGUGCAGGGGAAGUUGGAGCUGGCUUCCAGCAUUUCAGAACUGGAAUCUUCUGUGCAACUACUCCAGGAUGCUCUCCAUAGGCUUGGCCAGUUCACUCAAAGAGUUGGCUCAAAGGGGGCAGUUGCGAUGGAGCUAGCAGCAAGAGACUUUGCCUACACUCUGGCAAGGAUCUACACAGGGGCUCUCUUACUCGAACACGCAGCCCAGCCUGACGCCACCUCCACAGACACUUACACAGCUCAGAGGUGGUGCAAACAGGAUCUCUGCCCAGUAGACUCAGAAGAAAAAGCUGGCUGUUAUGAUGACAAGGCAGCUUCCAUGGAUACCUACUUGGUUUAUGAGGGAAGCCCAGUUUUGAAAGGAAAGCUAUGACUUAACUGAAGCUAACUGAGAAAAUCCAUACCUCGCUUUGGAAGAGAAAUUGGAUUAUAAUCCUGGCCAGUGCCUGGUGCGUCCAGUACAAAUUGCAUUUGCUUAUAGUGUGCUUAAUAUUUAGGGUUAUGCUAAACAAAUGGGCUAUGACCAUCUAAGUAUCACCGAUAGUCUCUUGCAGGAGGUGUUGAAAAGAAACAUGCUUAGAAUGUUUUAGGCAAACACCUGGUGGUCAAAUGCAGAUAAUGAAUUUAAUAAGAAGACUCUGAAGUGCUAAUGAGUAUUCUUUUCAACACUGAGACAAGGAAACAACCAAAGCUACAUCUGAAGCCUGGUCUAAAACACAGAAGUUGCAGAAGUUUAUAAAAUUGUUUUUUAGCUUUGCAACACCACUUCCCUACCCCCUCUCUCUGAGCCAACACCCUACAGCUGCAAUGCUGCCUCCAGCAGCUUUGUGUCAGUGGAGAGUUCCCCUCCACAAGGGCAUUCUCCACUGGCCUCUUUAGCCACAAGAAUCUGGUUCCAAGGCUGUAGUAUAACUUGAGAACAUAAGUCCCAUCUACACUGUGAUGUAACCAGGUUUCUCAACUCAGCAGUUGCUAAGUGCAAUAGGUCCUGGCUGCAGCUGGGUAGGACCAAGGACCAUAUCAUACAUUAAGAUGAAAACUGUAUCUUAUCCUGUAACUAAACCUAUAGCCAAGCUAGCUAACCAUUGUGUAGUAUUUCGGCUAGCGGUGCUUGUGAUUUUUCUCUUUAAUUUCUUCCUUGUUACAAAUAAUUUUUGCUUUAACUUAAGAUACUUGGACUUGAACAUGGAGACUCUAAGCUGGGGGCCUCUUGUUAGAGGCCCUGGAAAAUAGGACACUGACCUCUGAGGAAGCUGAGUCUGGAGCAGAUGUAAUGGUUUGAGCACCUGGCCAGAUCAAUAAAGAUGAGAUCCUCUUUCCCAGGCAGAGAUGGGUCAGCAUGGUUAUAGGGGGGUGCUUGGUAGAGUUCCAGUUACCCUAGGGAUGGGUCUGAAAGAAAUGGUUACAUUUUAUUAAUGAGGAAGUGUACACAAGGAAUUGUUAAAUAGAAACUUGGUGUUAUUGAGACAUGCAUGUCCCAAGACAGCCUCAUGCAGAGAAGUACUUUAGGGCAAGUUUACACUACAAAAUUAAGUCAACCUAAGUUAUGUCGACGUACAGCCACCGCGGUAAUUGAAUCUGUUUUCAUAUCCACAUUACGCUACUUGUGUCGGCAGUGCACAUCCUCACCUGGAGUGCUUGCACCAAUUUAACUGCCAGUAUGGGACACAGUGGGACAGUUCCUGACAGGCAGUAACAGUUGAUGUAAGCAACACAAUGUCUACAAUGACACUGCGUCAACCUAACUACAUCGACUUAAGCACUACACCUCUCGCGGAAGUGGAGUUAAUAAUUCGGUGUAGUGGGCUAGUUACAUCGGUGCGAACUACAUUGUAGUGUAGAUGCUUAUAGAGUUAGGUUGAUGUAAGCUGCCUCUAUAGUGUAGACCAGGCCUCAGUGUAUUAGAAGUUGAAUUGUUAAGGUACAGUACUGAGCCAAAAUUAUCCCUAUAUACUGUUUAAAAAUCAAACUUUGGUGAGAUCAAAUACACAAGGUAGUUGAUAAAAUUACAUCAGAAAUGUAAGAUCUAAGCAAUCUUUUUUUAUAAUCCUUAUCAAAUCAGUGCAAACAACUUAAAAUGUGAAACUAUUUCUGUGAACAAGAUGGUUGAGUGAUUUGGCUAUUCUGCAAUAAAGGAACUGGGAAAAGGUU